Molecule: messenger RNA, 2775 nt
Organism: Candida albicans SC5314
Lineage: Eukaryota; Fungi; Ascomycota; Pichiomycetes; Serinales; Debaryomycetaceae
Gene: APE2
Product: metallo-aminopeptidase
Exons: 2
Coding region: 1-2775 (924 amino acids)
Biological process (GO): peptide catabolic process; proteolysis
Cellular component (GO): cytoplasm
Molecular function (GO): zinc ion binding; peptide binding; metalloaminopeptidase activity
Source: RefSeq, a predicted model, not a curated record
AUGGCUUCAAAUAAUACUUCACAAAGAAGUGGAUUUUCCUCUUUUUUUUGCCGUUUGAAAACCUACUUUUGUAACCACUUUCUUUGUUUGUUUGUUCUUUCUUUCUUUCCGCUUUCUUUCCGUCGCCUUUGCUUACUUUGCCAUUUAUGUGAGAAAAGUAAUUUGUGGUUAUCUUCAGACAACUCUGCUUCUGUUGUCAAGCAAGAAAGAGAAGUUUUACCAACAAACGUCAAGCCAUUGCAUUAUGAUUUAACCAUUGAACCAAUCUUUGACAAUUUCACUUUCAAAGGGGAAGAAACCAUUGACUUUCAAGUCAACGAGAAAACCAAUUUCAUCACCUUAAACUCUUUGGAAAUUGAAGUUCAAGAAGCCAAAAUUGAUGGUAAAUCUGUCACUGACAUCAGUUUCGACGCUGGCAAACAAACAGUUACUUUCAAAUUUGAUGAUGACUUAAGUACCGGCUCAAUUGCUAAAUUGUACAUUAAAUUUACUGGUGAAUUGAACGACAAGAUGGCUGGUUUUUACAGAGCCUCUUACCAAGAAGAUGGCAAGACCAAAUACAUGGCAACCACCCAAAUGGAACCUACCGAUUGUCGUAGAGCAUUUCCUUCUUAUGAUGAACCUGCAGCAAAAUCUAAAUUCACCAUCUCAUUGAUUGCUGAUAAAGAAUUGGUUUGCUUAUCCAACUCAUCAGAAAAGGAAACUGUUUCUCUUGAUGGUAACAAGAAGAAGGUCACUUUCCAAACCACUCCAUUGAUGUCUACAUACCUUGUAGCAUUUAUUGUUGGUGACUUGAGAUACAUCUCGAAUGACAACUACAGAGUUCCAAUUCGUGUUUACUCAACUCCUGGAACUGAACAUUUAGGUGAAUACUCUGCUAACAUUGCUGCCCAGACUUUGAAAUUCUUCGAUCAACAAUUCGGUAUUGAUUACCCAUACGAUAAAUUGGAUAUGGUUGCCGUACCAAGUUUCAGUGCAGGUGCAAUGGAAAAUUGUGGGCUUGUUACAUUCAGAACCGUCGACUUGUUGAUUGAUGCUGAUAACGCCAAUGUGAACACCAAGCAAAGAGUCACAGAAGUUGUGAUGCACGAAUUGGCCCAUCAAUGGUUCGGUGACUUGGUUACUAUGGAAUUCUGGGAUGGUUUGUGGUUGAAUGAAGGGUUUGCAACCUGGAUGUCCUGGUACGCUUGUAACUCCUUGUACCCAGACUGGAAAGUUUGGGAAUCAUAUGUCUCCGAUUCCUUGCAACAUGCUUUGACAUUGGAUGCCUUGAGAGCUUCUCACCCAAUUGAGGUUCCUGUUAAAAGAGCUGAUGAAAUUAACCAAAUUUUCGAUGCCAUUUCUUACUCAAAAGGUUCCUCAUUGUUAAGAAUGAUUUCCAAAUGGUUAGGUGAAGAUGUGUUUGUCAAAGGUGUAUCUAACUAUUUGAAAAAACACAAGUGGGGUAAUACCAAAACAUCUGAUUUAUGGGAAGCUUUGAGUGAAGCUUCCGGUGAAGAUGUCGUUAAGGUUAUGGAUAUCUGGACUAAGAACAUUGGGUUCCCAAUUGUCAAAGUAGAAGAAAUUGGCAACGGUGAAAUCAAAGUAACUCAAAAUCGUUUCUUGGCUACCGGUGAUGUCAAGGAAAGCGAAGAUAAAACCUUGUACCCAGUAUUUUUGGGAUUGAAAACAAGUGAAGGUGUUGAUGAAUCUCUGGUGUUAGAAACAAGAUCCAAGACAAUUAAACUCCCAACUUCUGAUGAUUUUUUCAAAAUCAACGGUGACCAAAGUGGUAUCUACAGAACUGCAUAUGAGCCAGCCCGUUGGACCAAAUUGGGUAAAGCUGGUGUUGAAGGUAAACUUUCAGUUGAAGAUCGUGUUGGUUUAGUCGCUGAUGCUGGAUCCUUGGCUUCUUCUGGAUUUAUCAAAACAUCUAGUUUGUUGGACUUGGUGAAAUCUUGGUCCAAGGAAAGCAACUACGUUGUCUGGAAUGAAAUUUUGACCAGAAUUGGAUCAAUUAAAGCUGCACUUAUGUUUGAAGAUGAAGCAACCAAAAAAGCUUUGGAAAUUUUCACUAGAGAUUUAAUUAGUGAAAAAUUGAAAGAAACUGGUUGGGAAUUCAGUGCUGACGACUCUUUUGCUGACCAACAAUUGAAAUCUUCAUUGUUUGCUUCUGCUGCAAAUGCUGAAGACCCAGAAGCUGUUGCUUUCGCUAAAGAAGCUUUUGCUAAAUUCAUUGCUGGUGACAAAAAGGCUAUUCAUCCAAACUUGAGAGCUUCAAUUUUCAAUACUAACGCUAAAUAUGGUGACGAAAAAACGUUUGACGAAUUGUACAACAUCUACAGAAACCCACUGUCAGUUGAAGAAAAAAUUGCUGCUUUGAGAUCAUUUGGUAGAUUUACUAAACCAGAGAUUUUGGACAAAGUUACAGGUUUGUUAUUGCAAACCGAUAUUGUCAAACAACAAGAUAUUUAUAUCCCAAUGCAAGGAUUGAGAGCCCACAAAUUGGGUGUUGAAAAAUUGUGGACUUGGUUAUCUGAAAACUGGGACCAAAUUUACAUUUUGUUACCACCUGGAUUAUCAAUGUUAGGAUCUGUAGUCACUUUAGGUACUUCUGGUUUCACUAAGGAAGAACAGAAGAAAAAAGUUGAAGAAUUCUUUGCACAAAAAGACAAUAAAGGUUAUGACCAAAGUUUGGCUCAAUCAUUGGACAUCAUUACUGCUAAGAGUAAAUGGACUGAUCGUGACGCCAAAUCAAUCUAUGAAUGGCUUGAAGCAAACGAAUACACUAAAUAA